UUAGAAAAGAGCGGGAGGUGUCCAAAACCAAAACCCUCGCUACUUCCCCCUCUCACUCUCACUCACUCUCUCUCUCGCCUUCGAUUCGGUUGCUCCGAGAUGACCGGAAGUCGUGUUCGAGACCUCACACUGCUCUCCGAAUUCAAACCAUUGGGUUUGACUGCCGAGGCGUUGGACGGCGGGAAGCCUUCCGACGACGACGACGACGAUUAUCAUUAUUUCCUCUUCGACCCCCAAGUGGCCGGAGACCGAGGAGGCGGGUCUGACGAUGACGAUGCGUUUCUGUCUAAUGAGAGCGGCGACCACGAGCUUUUUAUCAGAGGAAACAGAAUCAUAUGGAGCACAGGAACCAGAGUAUAUAAGAGGUUCACGCUGCCCUCCAAGGUCAUCAAGGCAUGCUGGUGUCGGAUGGGAGAAAUGUCUGAAGCGUCGCUUUGUGUUCUCCAAGUUUCUUGUUUAACCAUCUAUGGUUUAACAGGUGAAGUGGUCUCGGUGCCACUUAGUCACGCCAUCGCAUCCAUAUGGCCACUUCCUGUUGGAUUACUUCUUCAGCGGGCACCUGAAGGGAGCUUACUUACAAAUAUGUCAUCAUCUCCUCCAUAUGCAUUUACAAGUGCACAUGAUACUUUCCGUCUAAAAAGUGAUAUUAGAUACAGCCCUCGGCAUAAUUUCACUCCGCCUUCUUUAUUUGGUAUUGGUACAAGAAAUGGUGGGAUGUCAAUUUCUUCCCAUCUAAUAUUGAAGGAUCCGUUAGAGGAUCCCCGGAUAACUUAUAUUGAAGAAAGAGACAAGUUGAAUAUGAUGUCAGAAUUUGAUGAAGUCACAAUUUGGACUAGCGAUUAUGUUCCUUUGAUGGCGUCAUAUAACCAAGGAAAAAUGCAGCACUCCUUGUGGGUGGUAGAAGUUUGCAACUCCAACGCUGAAGUGGGAAAACCUAAAUCUUGUGACUUAUCAGCUCCUGUGGUGUCAGAAAAUCAUGUUUUUAGAAGAAUAUGGCUAGGGAAAGGUUCACAAACUGCUGCCAGUAAGGUUUUUCUGGCGACUGAUGAUGAUGGUACACCAAUCAUAUGUCUUCUUUUUCACGAACAAAAGAAGUUGUUGUCUUUGCGGCUUCAGAGUCUUGAGAUAAAUAAUGAUACAAUCUAUGAUAUUAAGCCUGAAAUGAGCUGGAGCAUAUCAGCAAUUGCAGCAGCUGCUAUUACAGUCACUCGACCUAAAGAGAAAGUGGGAAAACUUCCUCUUAGAGACAUCAUCGCAUUAACUCCAGAAAACACACUUCUUCUCUAUUCAGGGAAGCAAUGUUUGUGCAAAUAUGCUAUGCCUUCUACUUGGGUUAAAGAUCAAGUUUUAAGGAAAACUAUGUUACCAAGGGCCAGCAGCAUCAUGCAAGAUCCUAAAAUAGUUGAUUUAGCAGAUGCUGUCGAAGGGCGUGUCAACUUAGUUCUUAAUGAUGGACAGAUUUGCAGAUGCACAUUGCGGCGUAAUCCUUCAUCAUGCCUAGCUGAUGAUUGUAUUUCAGCAAUGGCAGAAGGACUUGGCUCUAGUUUGUUUGGUCAUUUCCUUGGCCUUCUAUGGGGCGAUGAUGAUUCUACUUAUUUACUUGAUGCAAGUUCUAGCCCUGAUUCAGAAUGGGAGUCCUUCUGUGAUGUGAUAACAAAAAUAUGUGACAAGUCAGAGUCAUCAUUGCAAUCAUUAUCCGAUUCAGUUUCAAGUUCAUCUUGGGAGUUCCUCAUCCGGAGCAAAUAUAAUAAGCAAUAUGUUAGAAGUAAUUAUAUUGCUGAUGCGUUUCCUGGAUUAUCACCUGAAUCGCAUGGAUUUUGUAUAUCUGGUGCUACUGUAGCUGAUAGACAAAAUACAGAGCAAGCCUUCUAUCUGAAAUUUCUGCCCGAAACUUUGGAUACAUUGCAUGCUGUGUAUGAAACACUUAAACUUGACAACCUCCGCAAAAGGGAUUUGGGUCUUCUGGUAAUCCUUUUGUGUGAUAUUGCUGAUUUCCUGAAUGAAGUGAGCUACUUGGAUCAUUAUAAGCGUGAUUUUCCUGGAAUUGUGAAAAUUUUUAAGAAGCCUCAGCGCUUGCUUACUUCAAGAACUCCUCCAAGUUUAUUCAGAUGGCUUGAAACUUGCUUGCAGCAUGGAUAUGAUUGUACCAGCACAUCUGAUUUGCCACUUCUGGUUUGUAAAGAUGGAAAUUGUAUUGUAAGCUGGGCCAGGAAGAUAGUGUCUUUUUAUAGUCUCUUGUGUGGUGCAGAUCACUCAGGAAAUACUUCAUCAUUGGGUUUCACCUUUAAUAUAUCUCCUGGCUUUUAUCGUAACCGAGAGGAGCUUACAGUUCUUGCAAUGGUUGGUGAAAGGUUUGGUUUGCAACAUUUAGACUUGCUGCCAGCUGGUGUCUCUCUGCCACUGAGGCAUGCAAUUGACAAAUGUCGUGAGUCUCCUCCGACAAAUUGGCCUGCUGCUGCAUAUGUAAUACUUGGUCGUGAAGAUUUAGCGUUGCAGCACAUGAGACAUCCUACAAAAUCAGUCAAGCUCGAUCAUACAAAGUCAAAUUUGAUUGCAGUUUCUACUCCUUACAUGUUACCGUUGCAUCCAGUGACCUUACCUUCGUCGUUUUCUGAUACGCUUGAUGCGGAGAAUACAAAGCUCGAGGAUGUAGACACUUUUGAAGGUUCUGUGACUGAUGGAAUGGAACAUAUUUUCAACUCCACCACACAGUUGAGAUAUGGUUGUGAUCUACGGCUGAAUGAGGUUAGACGCCUUCUGUGCUCUGCAAGACCAGUUGCUAUUCAGACACCUGGUAAUCCCACGGCUUCUGAUCAGGAUUUCCAACAGACUCAGCUCUGGCAUCUUGCUCAAAGAACUACUGCCCUUCCGUUUGGUCGUGGAGCAUUUACACUUGGCACUAUUUUUACUCUCCUAACUGAGGCACUUGCUGUUCCAAAGCUGGUUUUGGCUGGUCGAUUACCUGCUCAACAAAAUGCAACAGUUAAUUUGGACCCAAACGUCAGAAAUAUUCAAGAACUUAAGUCCUGGCCAGAAUUUCACAACGCUGUGGCAGCUGGCUUGAGGCUGUCUCCUGUUCAGGGGAAAAUGUCUAGAACGUGGAUACUUUAUAACAAACCAGAUGAACCUAAUGCUACUCAUGCUGGGCUUCUUUUAGCACUGGGUUUACACGGACAUCUUCAUGUUUUGACCAUUAGUGAUAUAUUCAAAUAUUUUUCACAGGAACAUGAGAGUACAACAGUAGGAUUAAUGCUUGGCCUUGCAGCUUCAUAUAGAGCAACUAUGCAGCCAGCUAUCUCAAAGUCGCUUUAUGUACACUUGCCGGCCCGACAUCCAUCUUCCUUUCCGGAAUUAGAAAUGCCAACACUUAUACAGUCAGCGGCACUUAUUUCUGUUGGGCUUCUAUACGAAGGAUCAGCACAUCCACAAACAAUGCAAAUUCUUCUGAGUGAAAUAGGCCGCAGAAGUGGAGGAGAUAAUGUACUUGAGAGGGAGGGUUAUGCCGUUUCUGCUGGGUUUUCACUUGGACUUGUUGCAUUAGGUCGUGGUGAAGAUGCUAUUGGCUCUGUUGAUACCUUGGUUGGUCGGUUGUUCCAAUACAUUAGCGGCAAAGAACUUCAUAAUGACAGGUUCCAACCCUUAUUAUCAUUUAGUGGUGAACAAAAUCGAAGUUCAGGCCAGAUCAUAGAGGGGAAUUUGAUCAACACUGAUGUCACUGCACCUGGAGCUAUAAUUGCUCUCUCUUUGAUGUAUUUGAAGACAGAAUCAGAGCUAAUAGUGUCCAAAUUGACAAUUCCACAAACUAAGUCUGAGUUGCAGUAUGUAAGGCCUGAUUUUAUAUUGAUGCUUGUUGUUGCUCGGAAUUUGAUUAUGUGGAGCAGAAUCUGUCCCUCAGAAGAUUGGAUUGAGUCUCAGAUUUCCGAUGUGGUCAAGAAUGGGAUAAAGGCUGUUGGAAAUGAGAUGGAUGAUAUGUAUGAGACGGAUGCUGAAGCCUUUGUCCAGGCAUAUGUCAAUAUAGUGGUUGGAGCAUGCAUUUCUAUUGGGUUGCGAUUUGCUGGUACAAGAGAUGGAAAUGCUCAAGAAUUGCUUUAUAAAUAUGCUGUCUACUUCCUGAACGAGAUAAAGCCAACUUGUGUGUCCCAUGCUAGUGGUUUGCCUAAAGGACUUUCUGUUUAUGUUGAUCGUGGAACCUUGGAGACAUGCCUUCACCUAAUUGUUCUUUCCUUAUGUGUGGUUAUGGCUGGAUCUGGUCAUCUACAAACAUUCAAAUUCCUAAAAUUUCUUCGCAGUCGAAACUCCACUGAGGGACAUUCUUAUUUUGGAAUUCAAAUGGCUGUAAGCUUAGCAAUUGGUUUCUUGUUCCUUGGUGGUGGAAUGUGGACAUUUUCAACUAGCAACAGCUCCAUUGCUGCUUUGCUUAUAACUCUUUAUCCACGUUUACCUACUGGACCAAAUGACAAUCGAUGCCAUAUCCAGGCAUUCAGGCAUUUGUAUGUUCUCGCAUCUGAAGCUCGGUGGGUACAAACAGUUGAUGUGGACACUGGGUUACCUGUAUAUGUCCCUCUUGAAGUCACCAUCAAGGAGAGUGAGCUUUAUGCUGAAACAAGCUUCUGUGAGGUCACUCCUUGUAUUCUCCCAGAGCGUUGUUUUCUGAAGGCUGUUCGUGUCUGUGGCCCUCGAUACUGGCCUCAAGUUGUUGAGGUUUCCCCUAAAGUAUGUACAGAGAAACCAUGGUGGAAUUCUGGAGACAAGGAUCACCCAUUUAAUUCAGGUGUCUUAUAUGUUAAACGAAAAGUUGGUGUUAGCUCUUAUGUGGAUGAUCCCAUUGGAAGUCAAUCUUUGUUAUCACGGGCUAUGCACAAGAUGAGUGGCUUGACACAUUCAAAAUCAUCCCCUUCAAGUACUGAUUCCACAGGUGCUGUAACAAUAGAGCAGUUGGUUAGCACUUUCUCAUCAGAUCCAAGCCUGAUUGCCUUUGCCCAACUUUUUUGCAACUCAACCUGGAGUAGCAGAUCUGAGCUCGACUUUAAGGAAUUCUGCCUUCAAGUGUUAUUUGAAUGUGUUAGUAAGGAUAGACCAGCAAUGUUACAGGUUUAUUUGUCACUUUAUACUACAAUUGAAUGCAUGGAGUCUGUUGUUGGUGGCACUUGUAUUUCCAGCGACUCACUCUCCCUUUCUAGCUUGAAGAUUGCUCUAGCCUAUAAUGAAGCUCUCUCCAAUGGAAGAUUAACUACUUCGAGAGGGGAAAUUAUGCAAUCAGCUUUUCUUGGGUCGCUCAAGAAACGAGUGGACGACCUUCUGAACAAUUCUCUUUACGUGGAUUCCAGAACCUUAUCUUACACAAUAUCAGGCGAAUGGCCAAGCGACGAUUCCCUCCAAAGGAACUCCAGCACAGUCCUUUCUUGGUACCUUGUAUGGUAUAAUUUCCCAACACCUCUUCAAAUUAAAAAUGCCACGGAGAAGAUUAAAGGCAAAAUGAUAAGCUCUUCUGUUCCAUUGUUGAGGCUAGUAUUCCCUGCAACUCACAUUACUGCCAUCAAUGCUAUUCAUAGAUUCUUGUCAUCUUCCCAAUAAUUUUUGGUAGGAUGGAUAAUCAAUGCUCAGUUUAUUGUUGUCAUAUUUGUUAAUUUGUUAUGAACAAUCCACUACUGUACUAUUUGGCGUUGUGUUUUAUGCACACUCAUGAGCUUUGAUAUGCCAUUGGCCAUAAUUCUGACUUUAAUGCUAAAUAUUUGGAGUUGUACGCUUGUUUUUCAUGUCCAAAGCACAGUUUGUGACAAUAUUAUUUAAUUUGUAGAGCAAUUAACUAUGCAUUAGUCAUGAAGAUAUUUUGCCCAUGAUAGCUUUCAUUCCACAAGUGGAUGACUUUGCACAUAUAGAUUUUUUCACAACUGGUUAGGUUAAUAUGUAUUUAAUGUGCUAGUGGAUGCAUACCCACUUUGUUCCCUUUUCUAGUCACUGUCAUGUUUAACUGAAAAAAUUCACAACUUGCUGGGAGAUGGACAAUGUAUCUGACUUGGCAGUGGGUUGGGUCAUUCAUUUCUAGAAAGAAUGAUGAAUAUGUGGCCUACAUAAUAACACUGGUCCGUACUACCCAUAAUCCACAGUGCAUAUAUUAUACAUUGGUUGUGGGCAUGUUUUGCAUAUAAAUUGCUUGAAAACAAUGGAGAAUCAGGUUAGUUUUAUUACCAUGGAGAAUACAGAGAGAAGUUAUGCCGACACUAACGCUCAAGACGAAGUGUCUUUGGAGAA
Messenger RNA from Andrographis paniculata, 6252 nucleotides. RefSeq names its product anaphase-promoting complex subunit 1. Gene Ontology annotation, molecular function: molecular adaptor activity. Lineage: Eukaryota; Viridiplantae; Streptophyta; Magnoliopsida; Lamiales; Acanthaceae. Gene Ontology annotation, cellular component: anaphase-promoting complex. The transcript has 37 exons. Gene Ontology annotation, biological process: anaphase-promoting complex-dependent catabolic process; protein K11-linked ubiquitination; metaphase/anaphase transition of mitotic cell cycle. The record is from RefSeq and is a predicted model, not a curated record. Bases 100 to 5574 code for a protein of 1824 amino acids.